AAGAAAGUCUCGAAAAAAUUUCAGUUUUUAAUAAAAAAAAAAAUUUACAUUUCCUUGCGAUUUAAUUUUUUUUUUUGUGUAUGAAAAUGGCUUUUCUUCAAGAUUUAAAUGAUAAUGAUAAUGCUGAACAACGUGAAAAACAAUCUCAGUAUUUGGAUUUUCUUGAUGAUGAGAAUGAUCAAGGUUAUUAUGCUGAAGCUGUUAAACAUAUGAUCAAAACACAACAACAACGUUUAAUUGUUAAUGUUAAUGAUUUACGUAGAAAAUUACCAUUACGUACAAAAUGUUUACUUCGUUCUGGUAUUGAAGAGAUUGUCCUAUUUCAGAAUGCUCUUCGUGAAUAUAUCAGUCAUCAGGCACCGGAUUUUGUUGAAAAUUUUGAUGAAUUUUUGAUUGGCUUAGAAGGCAGUUUUGGUUCACAUCAUGUCACACCACGUAAUUUGUCAUCAAUAUUUUUGGGUUCCAUUAUUGCUGUCGAAGGUAUUGUUACAAAAUGUUCAUUAGUUCGACCAAAAAUUGUUCGUUCUGUUCAUUAUUGUCCGGCUACUAAAAAGAAACAUGAACGUCGAUAUACGGAUUUGACAUCAUUGUCCGCUUAUCCAUCGUCAUCGGUUUAUCCUACAAAAGAUGAAGAUGGAAACCUAUUGGAAACUGAAUUUGGCCUUUCUACAUAUAAAGAUCAUCAGAUACUUUCGAUACAAGAAAUGCCUGAAAAAGCUCCGGCUGGCCAACUGCCUCGAUCUGUUGAUAUCAUUUCCGAUAAUGAUUUAGUCGAUGUUUGUAAACCUGGCGAUCGGGUACUUAUUGUUGGACCUUAUCGAUGUUUGCCCAACAAACAAGGUUAUUAUACAUCUGGAACAUUUCGUACAGUUGUGUUGGCCAACAAUAUCACUCAAUUGAACAAAGAAGUUUUGACAGUUGAUUUGAUGCCCGAAGAUUUGCAACGUUGUCAACGAUUUUCACGUCAGAAAAAUGUUUUCGAAGUUUUGGCUCGUUCGUUGGCUCCUUCAAUUUAUGGACAUGAUUAUAUUAAAAAAGCAUUGCUUUGCAUGUUGCUUGGCGGGUUAGAAAAAAUCCUGCCUAAUGGAACACGUCUUCGUGGUGAUAUUAAUGUCCUAUUGAUUGGUGAUCCAUCUGUAUCAAAAUCUCAAUUGUUACGUUAUGUAUUGAAUUGUGCACCGAGAGCCGUGGCAACCACUGGUCGUGGAUCAUCAGGUGUCGGUUUAACAGCUGCUGUUACACAUGAUCCAGAAACUGGUGAUCGUCGAUUAGAAGCCGGUGCUAUGGUUCUAGCUGAUCGUGGUGUUGUUUGUAUUGAUGAAUUUGAUAAAAUGUCCGACAUUGAUCGUACAGCCAUUCAUGAAGUUAUGGAACAAGGCAAAGUAACCAUCACUAAAGCUGGUAUACAGGCACAACUUAAUGCACGUUGUUCAGUAUUGGCAGCAGCAAAUCCAGUAUAUGGUCGUUAUGAUCAAUAUAAAACACCAAAUGAUAAUAUAGGAAUGCAGGAUUCAUUGCUUUCACGUUUUGAUCUAUUAUUUAUAAUGUUGGAUAAGAAUGAAAUUGAAAAUGAUACCGAAAUUUCUGAUCAUGUUGUUCGAGUACAUCGAUUCCGUCCACACGGUGAACAGGAUGGUGAACCACUUCCAAUCAUAACGAAUGCAGAUUUUCUUUCAACCAAAAUGAAUCCAAACAAAAUGAACGAUGAACAAGAAUCGGGUCAAGAUAUUUAUGAAAAAUAUGAUCCACUACUUCAUGGUAAACGUAAACGAAAUGAAAAAUUCGUUACCAUGAACUUUAUGCGAAAAUAUAUUCAUUUAGCAAAAGCGAUCAAACCACAAUUAAGUCAAGAAGCUAUUGAUAUUAUUGCCGAAGAGUAUUCGAAACUUCGAACAUAUGAUUUAGAACAAAACGAUCUUUGUCGUACACAACCGAUAACGGCUCGAACAUUGGAAACAUUGAUUCGUUUAUCAACGGCUCAUGCAAGAGCUCGUCUUUCGAAAUCGAUUGAUACCGUUGAUGCUAAAGCUGCAGUAGAAAUGGUUCAAUUUUCUCAUUUUCAAAAAGUAUUGGAAAAACCUGGAAAACGUAAACGUCGUCACGAAGAUGAUUAUGAUGAUGAUGAAGAGGAUGAGGAAGAAGUUGAAAAUGAAAUCUAUGAUGAUGAUAAAAAUGAUGAUGUCUAUGAAAUGCGUUUUGAUGAUGAAUCACAUCGACCACGUAAAUCACGUAAGGCUGAUGCAGAUGAAUCAAUGGAUACUACUGACCGAUUGACUACAACAAUUGAUGAAGUGUCAACAACAACAAAAUCUCAGGAAAAACUAUCACCAUUGUCGGAAAUGCCUGAUGCACGAUUCAAAGAAUUUCGACAAUAUUUGUAUAAGAUUUUCCAUGAUAACAAACAAUCAAGUUUGACCACUGUUUUGAUUUAUAAAGCAUACGAUGAAGAAGCACAAAAAGAAGGAAAAUUGAAAUUCACACAUGAAGAAAUUGAUUUUGCAUUAGCUAAAAUGAAUGAUUUGAAUCAGAUAUUUUUGUCUAAUAAUAUGGCCAUUUUGAUCUAGGAAAAAAAUUUCAUUGUAAUUGCAUCCGAUUUUUUUCACAUUUCAAAUUGUCAAAAUUUUCAAAUUAAAUUCCAUUUAAAUAUACAUCCAUUACGAUAUAUAUGGAUGGAUGUUUAAUUUUGUGUGUGUCUGUUUUUUUCAAUAAUUUUGUUUUGAUGAUAUUCUUUUGUGUGAUGUUGAAAACACAUUGAUUCUGAUAAUUCGAUGAAACGAUGAUCUAUUACGAUUUGGUCGUAACGAAUUGCAAUAUACGAAUAAAGAUUAUUUUUGUCAACGAAUUCGUAAAGAAUUUCGUGUCAAUCGAAA
Messenger RNA from Dermatophagoides farinae (American house dust mite), 2870 nucleotides. RefSeq names its product minichromosome maintenance 3 (gene Mcm3). NCBI's taxonomy places the organism in Eukaryota, Metazoa, Arthropoda, Arachnida, Sarcoptiformes, Pyroglyphidae. Gene Ontology annotation, molecular function: single-stranded DNA helicase activity; single-stranded DNA binding; ATP binding. The record is from RefSeq and is a predicted model, not a curated record. Gene Ontology annotation, cellular component: nucleus; MCM complex. Gene Ontology annotation, biological process: double-strand break repair via break-induced replication; DNA replication; mitotic DNA replication initiation.